Messenger RNA from Drosophila erecta, 2068 nucleotides. RefSeq lists its product as uncharacterized. The record is from RefSeq and is a predicted model, not a curated record. The coding region runs from base 32 to 2053 and encodes 673 amino acids. NCBI's taxonomy places the organism in Eukaryota, Metazoa, Arthropoda, Insecta, Diptera, Drosophilidae. The transcript has a single exon.
UAUCUAAGUUGGUAACCUAUACUUCGUAAAUAUGGGCGAAAGGAGCUUUCGCAAACUGGGCUUGGCUGUGAUCCUGACGACCCUCAUCCUCUACGCCCUGCUGUUUCUGGACACGGAGUUCUACGAGGCCGGCGGAAAGAUACAUAAUGCAUUCUUUGUGAACACCGACGGCUGUCGCAUUAUAGCCAUGGAUGUGAUGAACCCGACCAUUGCCAAGUACACCGAUUGGGAGUGGAAUGACAAGAGGUUCUACCUGAAGUGCCCCUAUCAGACCUGGUUCCGAACGGAGGUGGCCAACGGGGAUUGGUACCUGAGGCUGACCCGCGACAUCGACAGAAUCUUGCAGGAAAGCAAUCUGGCCCACGACUGGCAGAUAAAGUGCUAUUGGUUCCGGAUAAAACUCUUGGGGCAUUGGAGGUCCGUACGUUACGGUCGCACCAAGUUCUCUCUGGAGUACCCGUAUGCCCUGAAAGUGCCCAAAGGACUGAGACACUUGCGAGUCAUGUGCAUGAACACUUUGACGAACAAAACCUUGCAGGAUGAUGUACAUUUCUUCAUCCAACCACCGCCUGAGAAGCUGCUGAAGAAGGCUCCGACGACCUUAAAGUACUGGGACGGGAAGAAACACUCGAGUGGAGGCACUCCCCCCAUUUCUGUGAUGAUCUUGGGCUUGGACUCCGUUUCGCAUCUCAAUUUGCUUCGCCAGAUGCCGAGAACCGUGCGCUAUAUGCGGCAGAGCAUGUCGCAUGUGGAGUUUUGGGGCUUCAACAAGAUCGGCACCAACACCUAUCCAAACUUGAUUGCUCUGAUGACGGGUCUCAGUGAGGCUGAGGCUGAGGCCUAUUGGGUGCAGCAGAAAUGUAUGGAUGACCUGCCACUGAUUUGGAAGAAGUUCAAGAGGGCCGGCUACAAUACCAGUUUCGCCGAGGACAUGGCCCGCUAUUCCAUGUUCUACUUCGGCAAGCCCGGCUUCAAGCGUCCGACUACGGAUAACAAUUUGCACGACUACAUGGUGGAUCUCUAUAUCCAUAGGCGGGCCAGUUCGGUAGCAGAUACCCAUUGCAUGGGCGAAAGGACCUUCAUAGAUAUCCUCCUGGAGAUGAACGACAGGCUGCUGCCCCACACACAGCGCUAUCCCUUCUUCUCCUUCUACUGGUGGGCCAAUGGCUUCCACGAGUUCUUAAACUCCCCCCGCCUGGCGGAUGGAAGAUUUGAGCGAUUGCUAUGCAGCCUCGACGACGCCGGCAUAACCAAUAACACCAUUGUACUCUUCAUGUCGGACCACGGCCUGAGAUGGGGUCGCUUUCGCAGCAGUUUCCAGGGUAUGAUUGAGGACAGCCAGCCGUUCCUGUCCGUUUUGUAUCCCGAUUGGAUGAGAGUGAAGUACCCGGUGGCCAUAAAAAAUCUAGUUGGCAAUGCCCACAGUCUGGUGACCACCUUCGACCUUCACGAGACCUUGAAGCACAUCCUGCAUCCGAGUUCCCUAGAGGAUGCGCCCAUCACGCAGAAGACGGACGAACUGUGGACGCUGAAGGGUUCGGAUACCCCCAGGGCCAUUAGCCUGUUCUUGCCCAUUCCGCCCUGGAGGAACUGCAACACGUCCCAGAUCCCGAGUAAAUUCUGUCUGUGCCACAAGCAGGUACCCAUUCCCGAGAGCAACCGAGUGGUGAUUAAGUCGGCCAGCAUUAUCAUCGAUUACGUGAACCAGUUGAUGGUGGAGUACCCCGUUUGCAUACCCCUUCAGUUGGAUUCGAUCGAGAGUGCCUAUUUCGCGGCUCCCCAUCGGGACAAUGACUUCUACAUCGAGAAGGGGCACAGGAACGCGUAUCCCGAGCAAGGACCCUUCAGGGACGGGCGAAAGUUCAAGGACAAGGACAUCGUGGUGCGCUUGAAAGCCAAGCCGGGCAACGCCUACUUCGAGGGCAUGACCCGCAGACAGGGCAACAAACUCUUCGUCGUCGGAGAAGUGGUCCGCGUUGGUGGCGAUGGCAACCGGAACAACGACUGCAUCGAUAAUCCCCUGCUGGAGCCAUUCUGUCAUUGUGCACUAUAGGUUUUUAAAUGCACA